This is a messenger RNA of Penicillium salamii, 1218 nucleotides long. The record is from the annotation of a GenBank genome assembly. NCBI's taxonomy places the organism in Eukaryota, Fungi, Ascomycota, Eurotiomycetes, Eurotiales, Aspergillaceae.
AUGGCCUCAAUAUCCAAGAAUCUCUUAAUUUCUGGUGGCACGGGAUUUGUAGGCUCGGCCAUAGUUCGCGCCUUCGCAGAAAAAUACCCGGCGUGUGCCAUCACCGUCAUCGACCAAAAUCCCCCAAGCGCUGAGCAUGCGCUUCCGAAAGGCGCCUUAUAUCUGCAAGUCGAUAUUACAUCAGUCGAAGGAUUGAAAAAAGCAUUUGCAGCUGUGCAUCCUGAGAUCGUCGUUCACACCGCUGGACUCAUUCCGGGGCUGGCUGAGCGGUUCCGCCGCCGACUGGAAUCGGAGGUUUGGCAGGUCAACGUCGAAGGUACACGAAACAUGCUCAACGAAAGCAAACAGACCGGUGUAGAAGUCUUCAUAUACACAAGCUCUUGUUGCGUGGUGACUGAUGAUACGGUCAAUCCAUAUCCUAAUAUUGAUGAAGAGUGGCCUUGUUCACUUAGGUCGACCAUCUAUGGGGAAUCCAAGGCUGUUGCAGAGGCGCUAGUGCUCAAGGCCUCGAGCAGUGACAUGGCUACAUGUGCCUUGCGACCAUCGGUACUCUGCGGGCCAGGAGACUGCCAACUGCUUCCAGCGAUCCACGCAUGCAUCGCCAAUCAUGAAACCUCCUUUCUGAUUGGUGACGGAUUGAAUCUGUGGGACAUAACGCAUGUCGACAAUGUUGCGGAUGCACAUGUCCUCGCCAUCGAGAAUUUGCUCUCGACUCGCACAGCCGCCGGCGAAGCCUUCUUCAUCCAGAAUAACGAGCCUAUCACAUUUCGAGAUCUCUGUCUGGCAAUUUGGGCACAAUUUGGGCACUUUCCACCCUUUCAAGUGCGUAUUCCAAAGACUAUGGCGUAUAUCGUUGGGUUCGCGUGUGAGACUGUCACCUGGGCGAUGGGUACGACGGCAACUUUGAGCCGUGGGAGUGUCCGAGAUGCAUGUGCCAUUCGAUAUGCCAGUGGCAGGAAGGCCAAAGAGAUCCUGGGGUAUGAGGCCCGCAUCGGUAUCGAAGAGGCUAUCCGUUUAAGUUGCGAGGUAAGUCACAAGGCUCCCACCAUUCCGUCUCUCAAACUCGUAUUAAAGGCCCCAGGAUUACGCUUCUCGUCUCUUAGUUGCUCAACAUCAAACCAUCGAUGCCACAGGGAAAGCAGAGUCCCUGUAAACUUUUGCGGAGAUUCAGAUAGAGUUUCCACGGCAAAUUACGGGGAUUUUCAACCCUGCGAAUAA